This is a messenger RNA of Raphanus sativus (radish), 2046 nucleotides long. Its product is annotated as DEAD-box ATP-dependent RNA helicase 17. Lineage: Eukaryota; Viridiplantae; Streptophyta; Magnoliopsida; Brassicales; Brassicaceae. Gene Ontology annotation, cellular component: nucleus. The coding region runs from base 74 to 1942 and encodes 622 amino acids. Gene Ontology annotation, molecular function: ATP binding; nucleic acid binding; RNA helicase activity. Gene Ontology annotation, biological process: ribosome biogenesis. The transcript is spliced from 10 exons. The record is from RefSeq and is a predicted model, not a curated record.
AGCUUAAGUUAUCGAAGACGACGGAGGAGAGAACUAGUUCUUUGUUCUAUCGGAGAAGAAGAGGAAGAAGAAGAUGUCGAAGAGAACCCAACAAACGGCGAGAGAGACAAAGCAAGAAGCUAAAGAUGGAAACAAAGCCAAGAACGGUUUAUUCGCCUCUUGUUCCUUCUCUUCCCUUGGACUAGAUCCCAAACUCUCUGACCAGCUCCAAGAAAGGAUGGGUUUUGAAGCUCCAACGCAUGUACAAGCUCAAUCUAUUCCUUUUAUCCUCUCCGGUCGAGAUGUACUUGUUAAUGCUGCAACCGGAACUGGGAAAACUAUAGCCUACUUGGCACCAAUCAUACAUCACUUGAACGCUUCUUCUCCCAAGGUUGAUCGUUCUCAUGGCACUUUUGCUUUGGUGAUUGUGCCAACACGGGAGCUUUGUCUUCAAGUGUACGAGACUUUGGAGAAGCUCCUGCAUCGGUUCCAUUGGAUUGUCCCUGGUUAUGUCAUGGGUGGCGAGAAGAAGGCUAAAGAAAAAGCUAGGUUAAGGAAAGGGAUAUCUAUUCUGAUUGCAACCCCAGGACGGCUUCUUGACCAUUUGAAGAACACAGCUUCAUUCGUGCACAAGAAUCUUCGCUGGGUCAUCUUUGAUGAAGCUGACUGCAUUCUCGAAAUGGGUUACGGGAAGGAGACGGAGCAGAUCAUUAAGCUUCUAGGUUCGAGACAACACGAGGAAGGGGAUGAGGAAGACGAAGACGAUGAUAUUGUUGUUACAAAGGGUGCUGCUCAGAAGCAGACCUUGCUUUUGUCAGCAACGCUGAACGAGAAAGUUAACCGCCUUGCAAAACUUAGUCUGGAUGAUCCGGUUAUGAUUGGUCUUGACAACAGCAAAUUGCUGCAACAGAAGCUACCACCAAUAGAGUCUCCCGCCUCUCCUGAUUCCGAUGAAGAUGAUGAAAUGGUGAUUCACGUGAACAAAUCAGCUAAUCCUUCGUCUGAGGACUAUGGAAUACCAUCGCAGCUUGUGCAGAAAUAUGUUAAAGUCCCAUGUGGUGCACGUCUUGUGGCACUUCUCUCUGUUCUCAAGAACCUCUUUGAGAGAGAAGCUUCUCAAAAGGUGGUCGUGUUCUUUUCGACACGUGACGCUGUAGAUUUUCAUCACUCACUUCUAAGUGAAUUCCAGUGGCCACCAAAGUCAGAGACGCAACAAGAAGAGGAGGAGGCGACGACGACGAAGCAGCUGUUUCUGAAGUGCAAAACGUUCCGGUUACAUGGAAGUAUGGAGCAGGAGGAUAGAAGAUCUGCGUUUGCCAACUUCAAAGCAGAGAGACAAGCCCUUCUCUUGAGUACAGAUGUUGCUGCCAGAGGAUUGGACUUCCCAAAAGUAAGAUGUAUUGUUCAAUACGACUGUCCCGGGGAAGCUACCGAGUAUGUGCAUAGAGUGGGUAGAACAGCUCGUAUUGGUGAAAAGGGAGAAGCGUUGUUGUUUCUACAACCUGUUGAGAUAGACUAUCUUAAGGACCUUAAGAAACAUGGUGCAACACUUGCAGAGUAUCCUCUUCUAAAAGUACUUGAUAAAUUUCCUCUGCUCGGCAACAUGCCUCGCGUCAAGAAGGUUAUAUCUCUUGAAUCACAUCCCUGGGUCAUAUCUCUGCAGAGAGGUCUUGAGUUCUUUACUUACGCUGAUCCGAAGAUGAAGAACCUGGCGAAGAACGCGUUUGUCUCUUGGGUCAGGGGAUAUGCAGCUCACAAGGGAGAGCUCAAGAGCAUCUUUGUGGUGAAGAAGCUUCACUUGGGUCAUGUCGCCAAGAGCUUUGCUCUUAAAGAGCAGCCUUCUUUGGUUGGGAAAUCACACCAUAAGGAAACUAUGAAGAGGAAGAGAGACGAACGCCACAAGGGGCAGCACCCAAAGAAGAGAAAGAAGAUGAGUGGCAAUAGAAGUACAACAAAAACUUGAUCAAAAGUCCCUUUUGCCUACCAUAAACCAUGACAUGAGUUUUGUAACGAGAGAACAGUUUUGUUCAUUGAAAAUUUUGAAGUAUUUUAAAAAGUUUGGAAACU